CGGCCAAGUGACGAUUUGCGGACAUCACUAAUCAAAUUAACACGGUUAAUUGUCAUAAUCGAUAUACCGGUUUCCUCAAGCCUGGCAAUAAAACCAAAUCGCUUCAUCUGUUGUAGCUGUUGCACUGGUGCAAUUCAAUGAUCAAAAUGCCACACAUCGAUCGAGACCGCGUACAUCGCAGGCAACGUUUGCGCUCUAAAAUGCAGUCUCUUGCCCUUCAGACGAGUGGAAUUCUAUCWACUCGUGCCAAUGCCUUCUCAGUGGAGUCACUAAUCGCUGAUGGCCAAACCGCUGUGGUCGAGAGAGCUUCGAAGUCAAAUGGACCUGAAGAUUGCACACGUGACCUGAGCAGCCAAUCACUAGGCAGUCUUCAAGCGAUGCAAAGUCGUGUCCCUUCAGUCCCAGAACCUGAAGAAUCAAAUAGCGAAGCAUGUGUUGAACUCCAAAUGAGCGAGUUGUGGCAAAGAUUUUAUGAUCUUGGUACAGAAAUGAUCAUUACUAAAGCAGGAAGACGAAUGUUUCCCGCCAUUCGAAUCAAGUUAUCAGGACUCGAUCCAAACGCGCACUACAUCUUGGUGAUGGACGUUAUACCAGUCGAUAACAAACGAUAUCGUUACGCCUAUCAUAGCUCUAAAUGGGUUGUGGCGGGAAACGCGGACGCGCCGAUGCCUGGGCGYGUCUACAUUCAUCCAGACUCACCUGCUUUAGGUGAAGAAUGGAUGCGUCAAGUCGUGUCGUUUGAUAAAGUGAAAUUGACGAAUAAUGAAAUGGACCAACAAGGACAUAUUAUUCUUCAUUCAAUGCACAAGUAUCAGCCAAGAAUUCACAUCAUCAGGAAGAAAGACACAACAGARGCAAGUGUUGACAUUCAACGUCCUUGUUCCGAGAGGAAAACCUUCACUUUCACUGAYACUGUCUUUACUACAGUAACCGCUUACCAGAAUCAACAGAUCACACGURUGAAGAUCGACAGCAAUCCAUUCGCUAAAGGCUUUCGAGAUGCAGGACGUGUCAGGGAUCCCAUGGAUGAAAUGAUGCAGGUCUACUCGUUUUACCGACCUCCGGUCAGACCUGUGCCGUACAAUGAUAGCAAAGUGACCAAGACUAAAAAUGAAGAUAUCGGUGAUCAUCCAGCUGAGCCAGCAAUAACCUACUACCCUUCYCCAGCGGUCACAUCAAAUUGGUCGCCAUCUUGUACUCGAUCACCAACAACAACCAUAUCAACGCAGMCCAGUCAUCCCUGCAUCACCACCCUUCCCCCCACGGGAGCGAUUUUGWCACCACCGUAUGCCAUCAAUCCUUGCUGCACUCCGCCUGAAGCAUACGGGACCUUGGCACACGCGUUUCACGUCCCAGURACUGGCUUUUCGCCAUUUUCYUCAGGUCACACCGGAAGUCAUGUUUUACCGGAAGUCUUUCCGAUGAGUCCUUUAAGUACACACCCAAGUUCUCCUCGUCCAAAUUCGUCGCACAACGCGGACAGAUAUCCUGGGGARGGUUUUGUCCCAGGGCACUUGUAUCCUAGCACGGUCGCUAGUCCGRCUGCCUGUUUGUGAUUGYCAUCUGUCAUUUAUCAUGAUGAACGUAAAGUCACACCAGUCACGCAAUAGCUGAAUGGUCACACAAUCGCAUGAUAGCUUUACUAUCAAAAUCAGACAAUAUUCUAUUAUAGGAUAAUAUUUUGAUUCUUUUCUAUAAAUUGUUUUGUUUGUACAUAGUUUUAUUUUAAGUACAUGUGCGUUUUCUAUUGCUCUCAGUGCCUGCUGCUUCUACCGCUUUUCACACAUAAAGACAGGCGUUUGUAAAAAAGACAAAAACAACAACAGCAAGUGCAAAUACAAAACUACAAUUACAGUAUUUUUUCAUAACAAAAUCAGUUUUCUAGGGCACAUAAAAAAAUCAGCUCGCUGAACCAUAUUCCAGGUUUGCAUAUAUGACGUCUAUUUUUUUUAUUUCUAUUUUUUCAUUUUUACUUCAUUAAAAGACACGACAGUUAAGACUUGCCUCCACAUAUCGUACAUCAAGGCGACGUUAAAAUGUAAAUUGUUUAUUCAUUUGGACUGCUCUUAUUGUUAUUUUAUUGGUUAUCUUGAAAAUUAUCAAGUUUACAAUACAUAUAUA
Molecule: messenger RNA, 2121 nt
Organism: Exaiptasia diaphana
Lineage: Eukaryota; Metazoa; Cnidaria; Anthozoa; Actiniaria; Aiptasiidae
Product: T-box transcription factor TBX15
Exons: 7
Coding region: 138-1556 (472 amino acids)
Biological process (GO): positive regulation of DNA-templated transcription; regulation of transcription by RNA polymerase II; cell fate specification
Cellular component (GO): nucleus
Molecular function (GO): DNA-binding transcription factor activity, RNA polymerase II-specific; RNA polymerase II cis-regulatory region sequence-specific DNA binding
Source: RefSeq, a predicted model, not a curated record